GGUUGAUUGUGUCCUUUUGUCCAACAUUCAACUUUUUAAUUUCUGAGAAGACCGACUGAUCCUCGCCAUUCGAACUUCGCGGAAACGAUAAACUACCAAACAAUCGCAAGCAUGUUGGAAGCACGUCUUGAACAGGCGGCGAUGCUGAAGAAGGUCGUGGAUGCCAUCAAAGACCUCGUCCAAGACUGUAACUUCGACUGCAAUGACUCCGGCAUCGCCUUGCAGGCAAUGGACAACUCCCACGUGGCCCUCGUCUCCAUGAUGCUCAAGGCAGAGAUGUUCUCCCCUUACCGAUGCGACCGCAACAUCGCCUUGGGCAUCAACCUCAACUCCCUGACCAAAGUCAUUCGCGCCGCACAGAACGAAGACAUCCUUACCAUCAAGGCUGAAGACUCUCCGGACGUCGUGAACCUCGUCUUCGAGAGCAGCGACACGGAUCGCAUCAGCGAAUACGACAUCAAGCUGAUGGACAUUGACCAAGAGCAUCUGGGGAUUCCCGACACGGAGUAUUCAGCCACAAUUGAGAUGCCGAGCGCUGAAUUCCAGCGCAUUUGCCGCGAUUUGAUCGCCAUGUCCGAGUCCGUGUCGAUCGAGGCAAGCAAGGAUGGCGUUCGCUUUUCCUGUCAAGGCGACAUCGGCAGCGGCAGCGUCACCAUCCGACAGAACUCGUCCGUGGACAAGCCGGAUCAGGAGGUGAAGAUUGCUCUCAGCGAACCUGUCUCUCUGACAUUUUCGCUCAAAUACCUGGUCAAUUUCUGCAAAGCAAGCAGUCUUUCGACGAAGGUCAAGCUCUGCCUCUCCCAGGAGGUGCCUCUUUUGGUGGAAUACAACUUGUCGGGAAGCAGCUAUUUGCGGUUCUACCUAGCUCCAAAGAUUGGUGAUGAUGAGUGAACAAGGAAUGCUCAGGACGACCAUGGCAAAUGCAUGUACGGAGCCACAGAUUUACGAUGACGUGAUGCGGUCAAUGAGGGUAGUGGUGGCUGUUACAGAUGCCGCAGAUGAUCAACGACAAUCCCGGCUGGUGUUUCGAGUGUUAUUUACGAGCAGGAUGUACGAUGAGCUGGCCGCCUCCCUCUCGAAAGACACAGUCCUCCCAAUUCCAAACUCAGAUGAUCUUCUCAUGUGAUGAUUUCGUGGUUCUAGACCGUGUCUGGUCCUACGGUUGUUGGAAGUGUGACUCCUUUUUGUCAGAUCCAGACCCCUCGCCGUCUAAUCCGACGGCUUCCAGUCAUUCUGGUCUGAUUGCCUUCCCGUAGUUCUUCACUAGCAGACGUUGUCUUUGGAAAUCGAUCAAGAAGCCCUGUUUCAAGCGGUCUGAAAGGCGAGGCCAGGAUGGAGGUGACAGCUUGCGUUUUGAAAGUCCAAGAAGCCAUCACUGCAGAUAGAUUUUUGUGAUCGCUAUGAAUCAAACAAUACGAUCGCAGGGUUUGACUGAUGCGCAUAGGAAAGGCGAGGUAGUAGAGGCCCAGAACACCACCAUGUUCAAGCGAAAACGAAG
Messenger RNA from Cladophialophora immunda, 1498 nucleotides. Its product is annotated as proliferating cell nuclear antigen (pcna). Gene Ontology annotation, biological process: leading strand elongation; mismatch repair; regulation of DNA replication. Gene Ontology annotation, molecular function: DNA binding; DNA polymerase processivity factor activity. Bases 112 to 891 code for a protein of 259 amino acids. NCBI's taxonomy places the organism in Eukaryota, Fungi, Ascomycota, Eurotiomycetes, Chaetothyriales, Herpotrichiellaceae. Gene Ontology annotation, cellular component: PCNA complex. The record is from RefSeq and is a predicted model, not a curated record. The transcript is spliced from 5 exons.